ACACGCUUAAGUUAAUCACGCGCACACGGGAGACUUUCAACACUACCUGCAUUUUGGUUUAUUUUUUGCAAGGGUCCUACAGACAGUGACUUUAUCGUUUUCACCAGUUUAUCCCGCGCGGUAAAAAAAAUACACUUUGAAGAUUUUUUACUUUUGAGCAAAAAACUCAAAGUGACCAUGACAGAGACGACAACUCCAGCGAAAGCCAAGAAGGCAGCCAAACCCAAGAAAGCAGCCUCUCAUCCCAAAUAUUCGGACAUGAUUAAAGCUGCUAUUGUGGACGACGCCAGCCGGAGCGGAGCGUCCCGUCAGUCCAUCCAGAAGUACGUCAGGGCGAACUACAAAGUGGGGGACAAUGCUGAUGUGCAGAUUAAACUUGCCCUAAAGAGGUUAGUUGCGUCCGGGAUGCUCAAACACACCAAAGGCAUCGGGGCGUCUGGAUCCUUCAAGCUCUCCAAACCUGAGGACUCCAAAAAGCCCAGUAAACCAGCUGCACCCAAGCCAAAGAAAGCACCGAAGCCCCCUAAAGCCAAGAAGGCAGCGGCUAAGCCCAAAAAGGCGGCCAAAACUCCAGAGAAGUCCAAGAAAGCGCCAGCAAAGAAAGUGAAAAAAGUCGUGAAGAAGGCAACCCCCGCAAAAGCCAAAAAAGCACCAGCAAAGAAGCCCAAGGCAGCGAAGCCCAAGGCAAAACCCGUAAAAAAGGCAGCAAAACCCAAGGCAAAGUCUUCCAAAAAGACAGCCAAGACUGCCAAGAAGAAGUGAAGGACUGUCAGAGACCUGUAAAUAAUAUGGACGUGUUUUUGUAUGUGCAUUAUUUUUGUAAAGUUUCAUGCAAAUUGAUCUGAUAUGUUUUACAUCUUUACCAUUGCACUAUGGCAUAUGCUGUAGAAUUUCCUUUGGCUCUGAUUUCACUGUUAACUCUGAUUCAGAAAUUUCUGAGAAGUUAUCCUGUACAUAGUUCUAAUAAAAUGUUUAACUUUGUGAG
Molecule: messenger RNA, 985 nt
Organism: Periophthalmus magnuspinnatus
Lineage: Eukaryota; Metazoa; Chordata; Actinopteri; Gobiiformes; Gobiidae
Product: histone H1.0
Exons: 1
Coding region: 178-762 (194 amino acids)
Biological process (GO): chromosome condensation; nucleosome assembly; negative regulation of DNA recombination
Cellular component (GO): nucleus; nucleosome
Molecular function (GO): nucleosomal DNA binding; double-stranded DNA binding; structural constituent of chromatin
Source: RefSeq, a predicted model, not a curated record